Ficedula albicollis (Collared flycatcher) is the source of this 1789-nucleotide messenger RNA. It is a transcript of the gene GPR135, whose product is annotated as G protein-coupled receptor 135. Gene Ontology annotation, molecular function: G protein-coupled receptor activity. The transcript is spliced from 2 exons. NCBI's taxonomy places the organism in Eukaryota, Metazoa, Chordata, Aves, Passeriformes, Muscicapidae. The record is from RefSeq and is a predicted model, not a curated record. Bases 46 to 546 code for a protein of 166 amino acids. Gene Ontology annotation, cellular component: membrane. Gene Ontology annotation, biological process: G protein-coupled receptor signaling pathway.
CGGCCGCUGACCACCUACGGGCACCUGCUGCGGGCCUACGGGGAGAUGCGCACGGCCACCACGGUGCUCAUCAUGAUCGUCUCCAUCAUCUGCUGCUGGGGGCCCUACUGCAUCCUGGGGCUGGCGGCCGCCGCCGGCCGCUUGCCCUUCUCGCCCACCAUGGACGCCGUGGCCAGCGGGAUGGCCUGGGCCAACGGCGCCAUCAACCCGCUCAUCUACGCCGCCCGUAACCCCAACAUCUCGGUGCUGCUGCGGCGCAGCCGGGAGGGCGGCUACAGGACUAGGAACAACGUGGUGGCCUACCUGUCGGUGCCGGGCCGGCAGCCCGAGCCCCGCGGCCGGGCCGAGCGGGUGCGGGAGCGCUACAUCAACCGGCACAGCGCCGCCCCGGGCAGCGGCCUGUCCUCCUCCAGCCCGGCCAGCGGCGCCGAGCUCGCCAUGUGGGCCUGCAAGACUCCCGCUGUGCUCUUCUGCCGCGACGGGCAGCCCGACACCAUCUCGGAGGCCCUGAAGGCCAAAGCGGGCGCCAUCGACACCAGCCUGUGAGGGGAUGGGGCAUGAGGCAGCUGGACCUCCCUGCAGAAAGUCCUGGUGCUUGGAGCCCCUUGCAGCCGGAUUGCCAGGAAACCGGUGGGCUGUGUUUCUUCACUGUGUGAGCUCUGGUUUUGGUGACCCGGUCUCCGAGCAGCAGGAGCUGCACAGGGAAGGGAAAUCCCCCUUUUGAGCCCGGCCAAGCAAGAGCUCAGCUGCAAGAACAGGACAGUGUUGGCUCCAGAGCCGCAGAAUGUGCCACUGUGAAGCUCCGACACACCAAAGCAUCCCGAACUGACUGAAUGACUGUGUGAGCUGCUUGCCAAGUGCCCAAAAUGCGAUUGAAAGCUGAGCACUGGCAGCUGGAAGCCACUCUGAAAAUACCACACUGUGAAAACUGCCUCAUGGCAGGAAAAUGUUGCUUUUACCCCAUUCUAUGUGGAAGUGCCAAUAGUCGUAAAGUCAGAGACUGUAGGACAGGCUGAAGAAUUGAUCUAUUUAUAUAUUUUUUUUUUAAUUUAAACACUGUGGCAUAACAAGAAAAGUAAUUGUGAAAGAGUUGAUAUGUGAUACUGGGAGGGAAGGAAAGGAAGGUAAUACCUCAGGUGUUGGAAUUCCAGCAGCCUUUUCUCUUUUUUUGCAGGUACAGUCAACUUAAAAUACAAUGAGUAUGAGAAACAUGAGUUCCUCAGACAGACUGAAAAGUGUGUGGGUAUAAACUGUGGUGUGCAUAAGAUGUAUGUUUUCUUUUUGAGCUCAUCCAAGUGUCUCACAUCUCCAAGGGUUUUACCAUAAUUAGAGGAGCUGUGUGAGAAAAGUGUCUGAAAGGAGAGGUAAAGCAAUAGCACGUGUUUCCUGUGUGCUCUGCAGCAAGUGAAAAUGUGUAUAUGCACAGAACAGAUAUUGUAUUGAUGGCAGAAAUCCAUUGGAAUACCGUGUUUCAAAACCAGCUGUUUGCUAUUGAAAAAAAAAAGGAAAAUAACACCUUGGAAGUGCAACUAUACAGUAUAAGUUCAAAUGAUGAAUUUAUCAGUGUAAUCUUUUUCUUCAAGGGCCCAAAGCCUUAAAUUAGUAUUUUGAAUCAUAAAGUAAGACUUGGCCUUUGUUUGUCUUUGUCAGAAUUAAGUGUGAGACAGUAUUUUUCCUUGUACAGGCUUUAAAACUUCAGUGUUUCAUUUUUACCAGAUUUUUCAGCUGUUUGUGAUGCAGGUGAACACAGUAUCAUUAUUUUGUGAGACAAGAAAUAAAUUGUCUUUUA